AUGCCGGCGGGCACCGAGGAGCCGGCGGGCGCCGAGGAGCAGCCACCUGCCCAAGGCCCGCCGGCGGCGGCUGAGAGGCCGCCGCCUUCGGGUCGCCGCCGUCCGCCCCUGUCCGCCGCCGAUCAAGGGGAGGAGUCUGGAGGCAGCCGUGUGCUAAGGGGCGGCCGGGAACGGGGCCGGGCCGCUGCCGCCUCGGCCGCGGGGGGAGCCGCUGCCGCCGUUUCUCGCCGUCGUAAGGCCGAGUAUCCUCGGCGCCGGCGGAGUAGCCCCGGGGCCCGCCCCGCCGCCGAGCAGCUCGCCGCCGAAACGCCACCCGCGGCCAAGAAGGCCCCUCGGGCCGGGUGCACAGAUAAAGCAGCUGGUAAAGAUCCCAAAGAAGAGAAGGAGGAGGAGGAGGAGGAGGAGGUCUCGGGCGCGCUCGGCCACGGCUCUCCCGGCGGCGCCGGCAGGCCUGGCCGGGGCUGGCGCAGCAGCAGGGCGGCCGCCGGGCGCCAGCGCGACCCUGAGCUCCCGCGGGCGGCCAGGCCCAAGGCUGCCUCCCUGCAGCUCGUCUGCAAGUCGGAGCCGAACACGGACCAGCUGGAGUACGAGGUGACAGAAGGACAUCAGUCUCCCGCUGCACUCAGUGAGGAUGAGGAGGAGAUGCUCAUCAGUGAGGAAGAAGUUCCCUUCAAAGAUGAUCCAAGAGAUGAAACUUACCGGCCCCACCUGGAGAAGGAAGCACCAAAGCAGAGGAGGAAAGCUAGCAAGGUGAAGGAGGAAAAAGAGAAGCAGAAAGAGAUCAAAGUAGAAGUGAAAGAAGAGAGUGAGUUCCAGGAAGAUGAAGAACCACCAAGGAAGAGGGGAAGGAGGAGAAAGGAUGACAAAAGUCCAAGGCUGCCCAAGAGGAGGAAGAAGCCUCCCAUCCAGUAUGUGCGCUGCGAGAUGGAAGGCUGUGGCACAGUCCUGGCUCACCCACGGUACCUGCAGCAUCACAUAAAGUACCAGCACUUGCUGAAGAAAAAGUAUGUGUGUCCUCACCCCUCCUGCGGUCGGCUCUUCCGCCUCCAGAAGCAGCUCCUGCGGCACGCCAAGCAUCACACAGAUCAAAGGGAUUACAUCUGUGAGUACUGUGCCCGAGCCUUUAAGAGUUCUCAUAACUUGGCAGUGCACCGAAUGAUCCACACGGGCGAGAAGCCCUUGCAGUGUGAGAUCUGCGGCUUCACCUGCCGGCAGAAGGCUUCCCUCAACUGGCACAUGAAGAAGCACGACGCAGACUCUUUCUACCAGUUCUCCUGCAACAUCUGCGGCAAGAAGUUCGAGAAGAAGGACAGCGUGGUGGCCCACAAGGCCAAGAGCCACCCCGAGGUGCUGAUCGCCGAAGCGCUGGCUGCCAACGCGGGCGCCCUCAUCACCAGCACCGACAUCCUGGGCGCUAACCCCGAGGCCAUCGCGCCCCCCACCGACGGCCAGGGCCUCCCCCUGCUCCCCGACCCCCUGGGCGGCGCCGCCCCCGCGGAGUGCCUGCUGCUGGGCCCCGACGGGAUGCCGAAGCCCUACUGCGGCGGGGCGGAGCGCGUCAGCCUGGUGGCCGACGGCAAGCUCUUCGUGGGCGGCGGCAGCAGCGCCAACCCGGAGGGGCUGGUCAUGAACACAGAGAUCCUGGGGGCCACCACGGAGGUGCUCAUCGAGGAUUCAGACUCCGCCGGCCCCUAGUGUGGGUGGGGAGCGCCUCGGGUGCUGGGACGCUGUAUUUAAAGAGAGGAAAACAGGCAACAAACAAACAGAGACUGAACUGAAAGAGAGGAAAGUUCAACACAACUUACAGUACUAGUAAAUAACCGAAGGGUCUGCUCCCCUCCAGUGUGGAUCACAGCACAUCCUCUUUCUUCCAACCACUUCUCUCUCUCUCCCACUGCUCCUUUGUAGGAAGGGGCAGGUGCUGCCGUUACCAGAGCGAGCCGGACCGAGCGAUGGAUGUCCCCGGUGGAGGGCAAGGGGGGGGACUGCUGAGACCCUUCACUCUACCCCAAAGCAGUUGCCUUUCUGGCUCCUUGACGUGGCACCACUUGCAAACUAGAAAGUAUUUGAUACGCUCUGGACAAGUUUCUUAGGGCUCCCUCUGGCCCCCGGUCCCAACGUCUAUGCAUUGCUGCACUCUGGUCCUCGCAGACUGGUUCUUUCUCCCAGGGCUGGGAGUUUGGCUUGGCACUUUAGGGCCCCCUCAGCAGGGCGAGCUGUGAAGCGGCGCACGUCCCUCUCCCCACCGCGCUCCCUGGCUCCGGCUCCGGCAGGAAGUGGAGGGGAGGGAACGCCCUGGCUCGUAGAUCAUGUUUGCUUGGAGAGGCCCGGGGGCUACGGGAGCCCUGCGUGGGAGAGGCAAGGAGGAGCAUCCCAGUUUGACGACAGUAAUUUGCACUUUGAACAUGCUUCGUUUUUGUGUUGUGGUAACGAGAUUCCUUUAUUUAUUGAUUGAAAGAGGGUCGGUAUUUUUAGUUAUGUUCUUAGGGGGUGGAGGUGGAAGGAGCUUGGGCUACUUCCCAGUAGGCUCCUUUGCACUAGCGAGCUGCAGGGAGCAGGUCGCUGGGAGAGCUGGGCUGGAGGCAGCCUUCUGGGCUCAGAUGUCUCUCAGCUUCUCCAGAGGAGAGGCAGAGCCCCUGGAGGAGAGGCUGCUCGCGCUGGGGGGCUCUGCAGCAGCGCUGUAGCAGGAGGAUGCGGUGAGUGAUGGAACGGUUGGCUGUUGCCUACCUCCCAGCCAGGGGCGAGCUCCUUGCUCUCGAAGCCUCCCCCUUGCUCCCUGCCUUUCAGGGAAGAACAUCAGCCAGGAGCUUGUUCUCGUGACAUAGGACAGCGGUGAGCUGCUUGCUGCUGGGGGGUGAGCUCCUCCAGCUCUGCCUCUCUCUUUCCAGGUCUAGGACAGAGAUACAGAAGCAGGGAUGGCAUGUGGUUGUCUCAGGCUUGUUUAUCCAAGGCAAUAGACUGACAGGGGACGCAGAGGCUGUCAGCAUCUCUGCCCCAGGCCCGUCCUGGGGGGAGGGGCUGCUGCAGCCACGGUCUCAAAGCUUCUCUCUCCUGUGCUGUCCGCGAAGCCUGUCGGUUCGAGCCUUGUCUGCUGGUGUGGCCAGGACAGCUCUGGGCCCUGGCAGAAGUUUGCAUAGGAUAUGGUGUGUCUGCUAUGGAGACUUGGAUCUUUUUGCUCUGACCUGAGUUGUGUGUGGAGAUUCAGUGGCCUUGAAUUCGUGGUGUUUUUUGGAAGAGGUGAAGGACAACCUGAGCUCUUUUUUUGCUUUCCUGUUUGCUUGGUUUCUGGGUCGUGUGGCUGGGAGCAGAGAACUGAGGUAUCUUGUUCGAGCACAAGGUUGGCUGAGUCGGUCUGUGGCACACAGCAGCUGGGCAGGACUGGGGACCUGGGGGGCUGUAGGAUGGCAAUAAACCAGGGAAUUUAAUUGGAGACUCUUGAGAGGAAACUGGCUCUGAACACCCACUCUGUCCCCUGUGCUGCCUGGAAACGAAGCUGUGGGCCAGACCUGACAGCUUUCAUUAGGCCAUUUGUCCUGAGCUGUCCCCCCCACCUUUCCCCCUUUACACUGAUAGCUUUGUCAGGGCAAGUUGAAACACUUCUGGUGUUGGGGUGGUUUGUGGCUGAGCAGUUUUCCACCGUGGCUGGUGUCUUACGUCCUGGGUGUGGGCAUCCCACGUUCCUGCACCCUGGCAGCAGCAUGACUCCCAUGCCUGCAGGAGAUGCAUCUGGCCAUGAGCCUCUCCUGCAGAUAAGGCUGAGGGCCCCAGUACCUGAACGUGGGUCUCUGGAAUGGUGAAUGUCAGGUCCAUGGUGGUACCUUGUUAAACUGAACCAGUUUCUGCAGCUGGGGCGAUCCAGUUUCUUGCCUGGAUCAGGUUAGUGUGGUUUCCAGCAGGUAGCUCCCAGGUGGCUCCCUUGCAGCGCAGCAGAGCUGUGUUCAAACUCCCCUCGGGUGCUUCCGUGCCCCAGCAGUGUGCUCUUCUGUCUGGGCAGGCUUGGGGCUGACUGAGCCCCGUGGCGUGGCGGUGGCGUUGGCAUCUCCUGGCCUGGAUCCUGCCAGCAGCAG
Molecule: messenger RNA, 4067 nt
Organism: Dryobates pubescens (Downy woodpecker)
Lineage: Eukaryota; Metazoa; Chordata; Aves; Piciformes; Picidae
Gene: ZFP91
Product: ZFP91 zinc finger protein, atypical E3 ubiquitin ligase
Exons: 11
Coding region: 1-1695 (564 amino acids)
Biological process (GO): regulation of transcription by RNA polymerase II
Cellular component (GO): nucleus
Molecular function (GO): transcription coregulator activity
Source: RefSeq, a predicted model, not a curated record